Messenger RNA from Dermacentor andersoni, 3260 nucleotides. Its product is annotated as DNA damage-regulated autophagy modulator protein 1-like. The record is from RefSeq and is a predicted model, not a curated record. Lineage: Eukaryota; Metazoa; Arthropoda; Arachnida; Ixodida; Ixodidae.
AAGUGACCGGCAGCACACGCGUUGGAGAACCGCGGAUUCAUAGGAUCCAUUCUGCAUCCUACGGCGUCACGGCCCCGGCUAUAUGCGGCGCUUCGACAGGCUUCUAGAAAUCACCGUUGGCAGCGUGGGAACGAGACGACGAAGGCGACCACCAACUGUAGCACAACUGAAGCGAAGGCGUACCAUAGCUGCGUGCGUGUCGCGUUUCCAACGCGGAGUUUCACAGUCGUUGUUUAUUCAGGCGUCGUUUGAUCCGCUCUCUGAACUGCGGCGCUAGCAGUCACUGUCGCGCAGUGAUUGCGUUUCAAGUUUGCUUGGUUCGGAGCACAUGGAGACGGUGGGCGUUUACGCUGACGGCGGAUAAUCCAUCCAAGAGUACUCAGCGUGUUCCCACCCGGAAGAGCGUUCGCGGAGGAUCCACUCGAGUGUGUGUGUGUGUGGCUGUCGGCCAACCCGUGGUUAGGAACGCGACCAUGAGGCACGUCGGAGUCGGGUGGAUACCGCUGGUGUUCGGCGUGGCGCUCGCCGGCGGGGCUCUGCUGACGUUCGUGUGGGCCAUUGCGCGCGGCGAUGUCACGCCUUAUCUUCCCUUUGUCAGCGAAGCUGGCACGGACCCUCCGCAGAGCGGUUUCUUCUCGCUGUGCCUCUUCGUUUCGGCCACAUUUGGGCUGCAGUGCGUCCUGGUUCGCUACCAGACCGUCCGUUCGUUCAACGCCAGUGUCAGUAAGAAGCUGGAUGCCAUGAACGGUGCCUCCGCCAUCGUUGCUCUCGUUUCCUUCGUGGGAAUGGCCACUGUGGCGUCAUUUCCGGUGGCAGACAUUCCGACGGUUCAUUCAGUCGCCGCAAACGUCCUUUUCUUCGGGAUGUUCGCUUACCAAGUAAUGCAAACAGUCAUCACGUACUGGAUGUACCCGAAUUUCAAUGGGCAGGUCAUCGUCAUCGUGCGGAUAAUAAUCAGCUGCUUCUCCGGACUCUCUGUUGUCCUAAUGGGCGUGCUUGGAUCUGUGGGCAGGUCUACGUGGAAGGAAAAAAACUACGACCACCCGAUCCGGCAGAAAGUUCCGUCGGACGAGGGUUUCGGUCUUCUCGUCGGCGCGGCCGCCUUCGAGUGGAUCCUCGGUCUGUGCUUGGUCCUCUUCUUUUUCACCUUCGUCCGGGAGUUCCACAAAGUGACGCUCGAGAUCAAGGCCGACCUGCUGGUCGAGCAUCUGGACGACGAGCCGAUAUUCCGCAAGUCGCCCUACAUGUCCGAGACGACGUACCUCCGGGCCCACGAGACGUGACGCCAGUCCGCUUUAGCAAACGCGGUUUAUAGGGUGGCGCUCUCGAACAAUUCGCUGACCAUCUUUCUGAAGACUGGUGAAACGCACGGAUGUGCCUUAAUUUCCCAUAUACUAUAUCCCAGGCCACUGACCGACCGGUGGCCUGGGAACAGCAGUAGAAGCACCAUGUUGUAGCAACUACAUGAUGCGUAUUUCCGGCGUGUUUUCGACGCCAUGUGGCCGCGCUUAUUUCGCGCACGGGAUGCAUUCGCUGUAUUGAGAGCUUGAAAGGCGUUGCGUAAGAUAACUUAAAAGCGCCAUGAAAUUUUCACGGGGCGCAUUUGUGCCGGGAAUGCAUGCACCGUCGGCAUGGCGCGCCGUGGAAUACAGUCGAGGCGUCUGGGCGCCAAAAAUACGCCGGAAAUAGGUUUCGUGUGUUUGAUGAUUUGUGUAGCACACUUACGGAGGACCAACUGUGGGCAAAUAAGGAAAGCCCGGUGCCAAAGUCUUGAGAAGGCAACUUGUCAUCGCCAGAACAGCAAUUGCUUUCCUUGGCUGGAUUCGUGACAGCUUCCUUUCCCCACAAGCGCGAUGGGCCAAAGGAAGCAGGAUUAAGUUAAUGAAUGCUAUCGCUACUGAAGAUAUUGGCGUAUUGUCAUUGCUGCGUCAGCCAGAACCGGCGUCUCAAGCUUGCGCUAGUUGCGGUCGUCGCCGAAUUGCUUGUGUACUACCACUCUCAUCAGCAUAUGUCUACAUGAAGCGCGUCACGGACCCCAAAAAUACGCUAGAAAUACGUUGCAAUGUGGCUGUCGGUUCGGCCUCUUUGGCAUCUCGAACACAUUUAGGAAUCUGAUGGGUAGGCCUACGUCUCUACCAGUGCGCAGUUUUCAGGUGGCUAAGAAGAACCGCACGAUGCUACCGAGCAAAAACUGUGACAAUGAAAACGGCGCACUGGGAAUAUUGUAGGAAUGCGAUAAAUUAAAGACGCGCCGAGAUGGAGGCUCCAUAAACGCUAACGAAUGUAUGCGUGAUAAAAACAUCCGCGUGUCGGCGUGUCCUCGCGUCUAUGUAGGUCUGUUGCACACCAAUAUGCUGUGCAAGUUCGCACCGGUGUUUAGAUGAAUCUUUCAGUUGAGUUUUUUUCUUUCGACAUUCUCUAUACGCUCAUUCGUACUCUUAUAAGUCGAACGCAUCAAUGAGACAAUCUGGGUCAGUAAAACUCGGGCAUUAACUUUCCUCUCAUACACCUAAUUUAAUCGAAAGCGUUGACAUACCAGCAAGCGUUCGUAGCUAUUUUGGACAAGGGGCAUAUAAAGAAGUUUGUUUUUGAAUCUGGAGCUUGGGCGAUGUGUUCUGCUGGGUGAUACCAACUCCCUUCUCUUCAUUAAAAAUUCGUUUUCAUGCGUGUUCGGCGGGCGGGUGCCGUUAUUGUUUAACGUGAGCGAAGAACUGUAGCGAUGAGUUCUGACAAACCCGACAACAAAAUCGUGCCGUUAAAGGCGAGUAGUUUACUUACAAACUACAAAAUAAGCUGAACCAGCGUAUGGCUCGAAUUGCUUACAAUGCACUUAACUCAAAAUUAUUCUUUCGCAACAGGAUUAUGAAAAAGAUAGAUUGAAACUAAGUGCAUUCAUAAGUCUGAGUAUCGCAAAUUUUAUGACUUGAUUUAGAGAACAGGCGAAUUAUGAUUUUUGUAUAGGAAAUACUAUAAAACAUCAUACUGUCGAUAAUGACAUUGGAUUUUGUUGGCUGAGUUCUCUUCUCACUUAAGCCCGCAUGUGAAGUCUUUUUUUUUCUUUUUUCAAGUGUAGAUAGACUUGCAGUAACUAAACAAGUGAUUACUGUUAUGAAACCACUUGUGAGCGUGUUUUUUGAAAUACACAUUUGUACGCGUGACGACUGUUUGUUUCUUCAGAGCCUUUAUCUGUCGUAAAUUGAGACGAGAUCACAAAUCUGUUUAUCUUUAUGUAUUUGUUGCAUUAAACACGUGCAAUUUCA